GCGGCGCCUUCAGCCACUUCCGCCCCGGCUUCUUCCCGGCUUCCUUUCCCGCCACGGGCGAGAGCUCGCGAGAGCUCGCGGGAAAAGGGGCGGGGCCGCGGUGCCACGUCGGGCCCGGAGCCGGAGGGAACGGAGCGCGCGGACGGAGCCAUUGGUUGACCCGUCUCCCCUCACCGGGGCAAUGGCGGCGGCCGCCCGGACGCGAGGACUCGGCGCUGCCCUCACCGCUGCCAUUGCCGUGCUGGCCCUCUGCCUGCUGCUGGCCCCCACCGCCUCGCACGAGGGUGGCCACUCGCACGAGGACCUGCACCACGGCCACGGCCACUCGCAUGAGGGCAUGUACCACGGGCACCACGGCCACUCGCACGAGGACCUGCACCACGGCCACUCGCACGAGGGCAUGUACCACGGCCACGGCCACUCGCACGAGGACAUGUACCACGGACACGGCCACUCGCACGAGGGCAUGUACCACGGCCAUCAUGGCCACUCGCACGAGGACCUCCACCACGGCCACAGCCACGCGCACGAGGGCUUGCACCACGGCCACUCGCACGAGGACAUGUACCACGGCCACUCGCACGAGGGCUUGUACCACGGGCACCACGGCCACUCGCACGAGGACGCCCACCGCCCCUCGCACGAGCGUUUGCCCCCAGAUCCCCCCAAACCGCCACCCCCGCGGAAGGACACGGUGACGCUGUGGAUGCACACGAUGGCGGCCACCUUGGUGAUCAGCGCCGCCCCGUACCUCGUCCUCUUCCUCAUCCCGGUGGAGUCCAACGCCCCCCGGCACCAGGGGCUCCUCAAGCUGCUCCUCAGCUUCGCGGCGGGGGGGCUGCUGGGGGACGCCUUCCUCCACCUCAUCCCCCACGCCCUGGCCCCCCACGCGCAUCACGGCGAGGGCGGUCCCGCGCACGCCCAGCCGGGCGGCCACGGCCACUCGCACCACGGCCAGGAGCACGGCCGCAUGCUGACGGUGGGGAUGUGGGUGCUGGCCGGCAUCGUGGCCUUCCUGGUGGUGGAGACCUUCGUGCGACACGCCAAAGGUGGCCACGGCCACAGCCACGGCCACGGGGUCAAGGCCAAGAGCAGCUCCAGCGAAGGUGAGGAGGAGCCGGGGGCGGCGGGGCGGCGUGGGGAGAGGACGGCCACCAAGGGCCACCGUGGCAAGAGCCGGCCGGCGGGGAAGGCCACCGAGGAGUCGGCCAUGGAGGUGUCGGGGUACUUGAACUUGGCGGCCGACGUGGCUCACAACUUCACGGACGGGUUGGCCAUCGGGGCCUCCUUCCUGGCGGGGACGGGCUUGGGGACGGUGACGGCGGUGACGGUGCUGCUGCACGAGCUGCCCCACGAGGUGGGCGACUUCGCCAUCCUCGUCCAGUCCGGCUGCAGCAAGCGCAAGGCCAUGCGGCUGCAGCUGGUGACGGCGCUGGGUGCGGUGGCGGGGGCGGCCUGCUCGCUGCUGGCGGAGGGGGCGGGGGAGGCCGCCAUGCUGGGGGUCCUGCCCUUCACCGCCGGUGGCUUCAUCUACGUGGGGACCGUCACCGUCCUCCCCGAGCUGCUGCGGGACGCGGGGCCCCUCCAGUCCCUGCUCCAGCUCCUGGGGCUACUGGCCGGCGUCGCCAUGAUGGUGGCCAUCGCCCACUACGAGUAGGGGACCGUGGGAACAAGUUGGGGGGGGGGGGGGGGGG
Molecule: messenger RNA, 1694 nt
Organism: Chroicocephalus ridibundus (black-headed gull)
Lineage: Eukaryota; Metazoa; Chordata; Aves; Charadriiformes; Laridae
Gene: SLC39A7
Product: solute carrier family 39 member 7
Exons: 8
Coding region: 182-1657 (491 amino acids)
Biological process (GO): zinc ion transmembrane transport; intracellular zinc ion homeostasis
Cellular component (GO): membrane
Molecular function (GO): zinc ion transmembrane transporter activity
Source: RefSeq, a predicted model, not a curated record